AUGUGGGGCAAAAAGAAGAGAACCUUUGUCGGUCCCUCCACCAAAAAGACACUUCGUCCUCGAUACCAAGAUCGUGAAGGUAGUAUGGCGGUAUUCCCCCUGUGGACACGGAAAGAAGGAUUCGGUGUUAUUAGCAUCUUCAAAGGACCAGACAAUACUCUGUAUAUUGAAAAUGAUAGCAUACCGCUAGGAGAGACUGCAUAUUUUGCCAACAAGCCGGAUUUGAGGGUUGUGAAGUAUGAUGGAGAACUGUUACCUGCUGAGGACUAG
This is a messenger RNA of Talaromyces stipitatus ATCC 10500, 270 nucleotides long. RefSeq lists its product as uncharacterized. The transcript has 2 exons. The coding region runs from base 1 to 270 and encodes 89 amino acids. Lineage: Eukaryota; Fungi; Ascomycota; Eurotiomycetes; Eurotiales; Trichocomaceae. The record is from RefSeq and is a predicted model, not a curated record.